GGAGAAAACUUUAAAAUAUCGACUGGAUCUGCUAUCUAGAUCUAGAAAUACGCCUAAAGUUUACAUUAUAGAAAAGUUCCUUUGAUAUAUAAAAUGUCACAAAAUAAUGGAUCACAGUGCUCUUUGGAGGAACGUUUCUCUCACAUUUUACAGCCUAUUCGAGAUUUGGCCAAAAACUGGGAUGUGGACAUUGCUCAUUUCCUAGAGGAAUACCUUGAAGAUCUUGAAAAAAUAGAAAUUACAUUUGAUGAUGGAAUGACAACUAUGAACUUUUCUGAAGCUGCUCUUUUGAUUCAAGGAUCUGCAGGUGUCUACGCUAAAAAGGUUGAAUACUUACAUUCUUUGGUAUAUCAAGUACUGGACCUUGUCACACAAAAAAAAAAGACAGCUAAAUCUGGUGAUGGAGAAAAUGGGGCAGAUAAUGAAGACAAUGAUGGUGGUGAUACAGAUGCACAGUUCCUUCCCCUGGAUGAUAUACCAGAUGGUGAAGGAUCCUACACAAAGGAACAGGAUAUCACAUCUAAUAAGAAUGUUCGGCCCGUUCCUGAAAUGCCAACAAGAUUAAUUCCUUUAGAGGAAGCUGAAAAAGGAGACAGUGCUCUUUUUAACAAAAAAGGAGAGUUGAUGGGAAACCACUGUGAUUUCAACAUAGACACAGCCUACAUCAGUGUUGAUGGCAGCUUAUUGCUUGAGAUGGGAGAUAACGCUUUGUUAAAUAUACCAAGGUUUCAGCCCUUCUUACACAACUUGGUUGAAGAAGAGUUUGCCGAUGGUCGAGGUGAUAGUAUGGUCUUGCCCUUACCAGAUGACCAUGAUGAUGAUGGAGAUGAAAAUCCAGUUUUAGCCAAUGAUGAUGGAGAUAUUCAGUAUAAUAAGGAGACAGCUCCAGAAGCUGAAAAUUUGGUGGACAACAUUCAAAGAAAAUCUUCACGUCAAAAAGCAACAAUAGCUAAACCACAAACAACUAAGCCAGCUUAUGAUCCGUGGUUGUUACUAGAUCCUUAUGAAAAAAGCAAAGCUGUGGAAAAACCUCUUAAGAAAAAAAAACCAUUCAAGAUCCCACCCAACUUGCAAGAUAACACAACAAAGAAAAGAAAAAAGAAGGUAGAAGUGAAGAAAAAACUUCCGCCAUUAUUUGAAGUAGUUGAGAGUCUAUAUUCACACAAGUCCAAGUUUCCAAAAAAUCCUUUAAAAGUCCCAGAGUUCCCAGAGCUUGAAGAUGCCUUUUGGAAGGAAUAUAAAGUGAGGGAAGAGCUGAUCAAACAGGAAUUAAAAACUUUAAAGAAAAAUGAACGUGAAGCAAUAGAGCAGCUAGAAGAUAAUCUGGGUGACGAUGGGGGUGAUGAAGAGGAUGUGCUGCCUCUUGCCAUACCAGAUGAUGAUAAUGAAGACGAUGACGUACCAGCGUUACAGUUAAAUCCAGAUAUUUUUGUGGAUCAUAGUAAUGCUAGGCGAUUAACCACCUAUUUAGAAGCAGGAUCUAGUUCAAACCUGUCUGAAAACAUCACCAUGAGUUAUGAGGACUUAGUUCAGAAGCAUGUGGAAAAGUUUUUAGCCAGUGCUGCGGAGUAUGCUCAGAUCACUGAAUUAUCUCGGAGAGUCUCUGAAUGGGAAGAAAAAAUAAAACCAAAAUUGGAAGAAGAGGAAAAGCAUGAGCAUUUUGACAUUCACAGAUAUGGAACAUAUCUAAUAGAACAACUUGUCAGGGGAGAGAAAAGGGCAUUUAGAGAGUUAGUCAGAGGGAAGCAAGAAUAUGAAAUUUGCCGAUAUUUAUUAGCCACAUUACAACUGGCCAAUGUGUAUAAUGUAGAGCUGACAGUGGUUCCUGAUGAAGAUGGAAAUAUAAUGGAUAGUCUGCAUGUGACGCUACUUUCUACAAAAAGACAUUUUGAAGAUCUGGAGGAAUACACAGCACCUUCAUUAAAAAACACGUAGUCUUCCGUUUAAGUCUUUUUUUGUAUUAUAUAUACAUAAAAUUGUGUAUUGUUUAAAUGUCUGCCCUGAAUUUUAUAUAAACCAUCAUAGAUUUUUUUAACACGUCCCUUUUAUAGAAAUGAAAAUACAACUCACUACAUGAUAUUUACUCUAAAUAUUUUGUUGUAUUUGCAUUUACUUAAGAAAAAUAUAUUACUUUUACAGUAAAUAUUUUAAAACAAAUCUAGGGAAAUAGAAAUAGUUAACAUAAGUUGUAACCUUUCUUCUUUACUACGAUAUGAUAGAGCUUAGCUCUAAAUUGAAAUACAUCUUAUCAGGAUACAUGUUAUAAAUAUUUUUACAUUUUUAAUGUUUGUUUCUUGUAAAUUUUUAAAUUUAAAUACAAAGUGUACAGUUUACACAUGUACAUGAAUAUUACAAGUUAUUACAAACCUUUUUAAUCAACAAAGUUUGUAUAAUUAAGUAAUAUUGCUUGUCAAAAUAUAUUUGUUUUAGAAUGAGUUUCCGUUGUAGGAAAUGUAGAGAAAUUUUUAAUCAUUUUUUAUUCUCGGGCUAAAAUUGUAAAA
This is a messenger RNA of Physella acuta, 2501 nucleotides long. Its product is annotated as condensin-2 complex subunit H2. NCBI's taxonomy places the organism in Eukaryota, Metazoa, Mollusca, Gastropoda, Physidae. Gene Ontology annotation, molecular function: chromatin binding. Gene Ontology annotation, cellular component: nucleus; condensin complex. Gene Ontology annotation, biological process: mitotic sister chromatid separation; meiotic chromosome condensation. The record is from RefSeq and is a predicted model, not a curated record.